Nyctereutes procyonoides (raccoon dog) is the source of this 2919-nucleotide messenger RNA. It is a transcript of the gene NARS2, whose product is annotated as asparaginyl-tRNA synthetase 2, mitochondrial. The coding region runs from base 274 to 1707 and encodes 477 amino acids. The transcript has 14 exons. The record is from RefSeq and is a predicted model, not a curated record. Lineage: Eukaryota; Metazoa; Chordata; Mammalia; Carnivora; Canidae. Gene Ontology annotation, cellular component: mitochondrion. Gene Ontology annotation, molecular function: ATP binding; nucleic acid binding; asparagine-tRNA ligase activity. Gene Ontology annotation, biological process: asparaginyl-tRNA aminoacylation.
UUCGGCUCGGGGAGGCGGUCGCGGCUGUGGGUUCCGAGCCCAGGCGCGACCGUGAGGUGUCCCGGCGCGCGUGGGGCUGUCGGGCACGCGCCGCUGUGCUCUCGCUCGGCCCCGUCCGGGGAGGGGGGCGGAAGGGGAGCUGGAGCCGCGGAAGGGGAAGGGAGCCGCGGGGGGCGUGGGGCGCCCUGAGCGCCGGGCUGCCGCGGGGAACCCGGGAGGUUCGCGGUAGGCGAGGUCCGCGCCCGCCGGGAGAGGCCCGGGGGCGGCCGCGCGAUGUUCGGGGCGCGGCUCCUGGCCCGAGCCCUGCGCUCCUGUUCCUCAGCUCCCUGCCCGGGACACAGACCUCCGGCCCGGCUGAGCGUGCGGGACGCUCUCGGGGCCCAGAGCACGAGUGGGGAGCGCGUUAAGGUCCAGGGAUGGAUUCGUUCAGUCCGAUCCCAGAAGGAAGUCUUGUUCCUGCAUAUAAAUGAUGGAUCCUCUUUGGAAAGCCUUCAGGUUGUAGCAGAUUCAAGCUUUGACAAUAGAGAACUGGCUUUUGGGAGUUCUGUGGAAGUUCAAGGGCAGCUGGUAAAAAGUCCAUCCAAAAAGCAAAAUAUGGAACUGAAGGCAGAAAAAAUUGAAGUUGUUGGAAAUUGUGAUGCCACGGCGUUCCCUUUUAAGUAUAAAGAGAGGCAUCCUCUGGAGUAUCUGAGACAAUAUCCUCACCUUCGGUGCAGAACUAAUGCUCUGGGCUCUAUACUGAGGGUUCGCAGUGAGGCCACAGCUGCUAUUCAUUCUUUCUUUAAGGACAAUGGCUUUGUGCAUAUUCAUACUCCAAUAAUCACAUCCAAUGACUGUGAGGGAGCUGGACAACUGUUUCAAGUUGAACCUUCAAGCAAAAUUAAGAUGCCUGAGGAGAAUUUCUUCAAUGUUCCUGCAUUCUUAACUGUUUCAGGACAACUUCACCUAGAAGUGAUGUCAGGAGCUUUUACUCAAGUGUUUACCUUUGGUCCAACAUUUCGAGCAGAGAAUUCUCAGAGCCGGAGACACCUGGCAGAGUUUUAUAUGGUAGAAGCAGAGAUUUCUUUUGUUGAGAGUCUUCAAGAUCUCAUGCAGGUUAUGGAGGGGCUCUUUAAGACUGCAACAAUGAUGGUUCUCUCAAACUGUCCUGAAGAUGUUGAACUCUGUCACAAGUUCAUAGCUCCUGGCCAAAAGGAAAGAUUAGAACAUAUGCUAAAAAACAACUUUUUAAUCAUUUCUUAUACUGAAGCAGUAGAGAUCUUAAAGCAGUCAUCUCAGAACUUCACCUUCACUCCAGAGUGGGGUGUUGAUCUACACACUGAACAUGAAAAGUACUUAGUGAAGCACUGUGGCAACAUACCAGUCUUUGUCAUUAAUUAUCCAUUAGCACUCAAGCCUUUCUACAUGAGGGAUAAUGAAGAUGGCCCUCAGCACACAGUUGCUGCUGUUGAUCUUCUGGUUCCUGGAGUUGGAGAGCUCUUUGGAGGAAGCCUCAGAGAGGAACGGUACCAUUUCUUAGAGCAGCAACUGGCCAGAUCAGGACUAACAGAAACCUACCAAUGGUACCUGGACCUCCGUCGAUUUGGAUCUGUUCCCCAUGGAGGUUUUGGGAUGGGAUUUGAACGCUAUCUCCAGUGCAUCUUGGGAAUUGACAAUAUCAAAGAUGUUAUCCCUUUUCCAAGAUUUACUCAUUCAUGUAUUUUAUAGCCGGAAGACUGGUUAAGGAAAAUUAACCUGUGCCAGACGUACUGCAUGUGAAUAUGCAUACAGGAGAAUGCAUGUUUGAAUUUUAGAAAUGCAGAAGGUUUCAGUAUGUAAUUGUCAUGCCAUAAGAUAGAGCAUAUGAAAAAUAGAACUGAUCAUAAUUUUCCUAGAAAGUUGAGAGCAUUUCAUGGGAAGAUGAACUCCCUCAAGAAGAGGUACUUGUAGCAGGUAGCAUCUCAAAUCUAUUAUGUGAAGUAAGAAGAAAUGAAGAGACUGAACCAUAGUCUGAAAGGUCUUUUCAAACUCUCAAGACAUGAUGAGAUGGUAUUUUAAUUUGUCUUUAAUCAUUAGAUCACUGCCUUCUGUGACCUUUGAGAAACACUUGUAGCUAAAAAGAAUGUUUUUUGGAUCAUUUCUCACGUGCCAUUUAACCUAUGAUAAAUGCCCAUCUUAUUUUCAUCAACUUACUAGACAUCACAGAAAAAAAUAUUCCUAUAGGGGUCCUUAAGUUACUAUUCUGAAUUGAAAUCUUUCAUCAGACUGGGUGAAAACAGUCACAUUUAAUAACUGUUGAUCUUUAAUUAUAAAAAUGAAUGAGAUGUAUUAAUUAUCUAAACUAACGACUGUUGUUAUAAUUUGUUUAUAAUAGAUGUUUAUAACUUCCCUGAUAAUAAAAUAGAUUUUUUUACCUAUGAAAGAAAAAUACAGCUAAAUUUUUAAAUUCCACUUGGCCUUUUCCCAAUGAAAUUUGGAAGAAAAGUAUUUUCAUUGCAAGAUGAUGAUACAAAUAUAGCUAAACCUAAAGGAUGGGUAAUUUGGGAUUCAAUAAGUAACAUUGUCGGACGUCUGGGUGACUCAGCAGUUUAGCGCCUGCCUUCAGCCCAGGGUGUGAUCCUGGAGUCUGGGAUCGAGUCCCAUGUUGGGCUCCCUGCGUGGAGCCUGCUUCUCCCUCUGCCUAUGUCUUUGUCUCUUUCUGUCUAUCACAUGAAUAAAUAAAUAAAAUCUUUAAAAAAAAAAGUAACAUUGUUACUUUUAUUAUUAGUUAUUGAGAGGAUUGCUGAUUUGGGAGUUGAGACCUGACAAUUGUAGCACUUUAUGUGUAUGUUUUUGGACAAGCCACUUACUCUGUAUGAGCUCAUACAUCAUUUUCCUCAGAGUUGAUAUAACAAUUAUAUGAAAGUGUGUGUAUAUGUGUGUUUAAAACUGUGAAAUGCU